Messenger RNA from Diceros bicornis minor, 3193 nucleotides. RefSeq names its product programmed cell death 6 interacting protein (gene PDCD6IP). The coding region runs from base 89 to 2710 and encodes 873 amino acids. The record is from RefSeq and is a predicted model, not a curated record. Gene Ontology annotation, molecular function: protein binding. The transcript is spliced from 18 exons. Gene Ontology annotation, biological process: mitotic cytokinesis. Gene Ontology annotation, cellular component: endosome. NCBI's taxonomy places the organism in Eukaryota, Metazoa, Chordata, Mammalia, Perissodactyla, Rhinocerotidae.
CCGUCCGCCAGCUCGCUAGCCCGCGCGCCUCGGUCCUCGUCGCUGUGCCGCGGUCUGUGUGGCCCGAACGGCUGCCGAGGUGCUCGCCAUGGCGACGUUCAUCUCGGUACAGCUGAAAAAGACCUCGGAGGUGGACCUGGCCAAGCCGCUGGUGAAGUUCAUCCAGCAGACGUACCCGAGUGGCGGGGAGGAGCAGGCCCAGUACUGCCGCGCGGCGGAGGAGCUCAGCAAGCUGCGCCGCGCCGCUCUCGGCCGCCCGCUGGACAAGCACGAGGGCGCGCUCGAGACGCUCCUGAGGUAUUAUGAUCAGAUCUGUUCCAUUGAACCCAAAUUCCCAUUUUCUGAAAAUCAGAUCUGCUUGACAUUUACCUGGAAGGAUGCUUUUGAUAAAGGAUCACUUUUUGGAGGAUCUGUAAAGUUGGCUCUUGCAAGCUUAGGAUAUGAAAAGAGCUGUGUGUUGUUCAAUUGUGCAGCCUUAGCUAGCCAGAUUGCGGCAGAACAGAACCUGGAUAAUGAUGAAGGAUUGAAAAUCGCUGCUAAGCAUUACCAGUUUGCUAGUGGUGCCUUUUUACAUAUUAAAGAGACAGUUUUAUCUGCCUUAAAUCGAGAGCCUACUGUGGACAUAUCUCCGGAUACUGUUGGGACCCUCAGUCUUAUUAUGCUGGCACAGGCCCAAGAAGUAUUUUUUUUAAAAGCCACAAGAGAUAAAAUGAAAGAUGCCAUCAUAGCUAAAUUGGCUAAUCAGGCUGCAGAUUAUUUUGGUGAUGCUUUUAAACAGUGUCAAUACAAAGAUACUCUCCCCAAGUAUUUUUAUUUCCAGGAGGUGUUCCCUGUCUUGGCUGCAAAGCACUGUAUCAUGCAGGCCAAUGCUGAGUACCACCAGUCUAUCCUGGCAAAACAGCAGAAGAAAUUUGGGGAAGAGAUUGCAAGGUUACAGCACGCAGCAGAAUUGAUUAAAACAGUGGCGUCUCGCUAUGAUGAAUAUGUCAAUGUGAAGGAAUUUUCUGACAAAAUCAACCGUGCCCUUACUGCAGCAAAGAAAGACAAUGACUUCAUUUAUCAUGAUCGAGUUCCAGACCUUAAAGAUCUAGACCCUAUUGGCAAAGCCACACUUGUGAAAUCUACCCCAGUCAAUGUGCCCAUCAGCCAGAAAUUCACUGAUCUGUUUGAGAAGAUGGUUCCUGUGUCAGUGCAGCAGGCUUUGGCUGCCUAUAAUCAGAGGAAAGCUGAUUUAGUUAACAGAUCAAUUGCUCAAAUGAGAGAAGCCACCACUUUGGCAAAUGGGGUGUUAGCUUCCCUUAAUCUUCCAGCAGCAAUUGAAGAUGUGUCUGGAGACACUGUACCUCAGUCUAUAUUGACUAAGUCCGCAUCUGUGGUUGAACAGGGUGGUAUCCAGACUGUUGAUCAGUUGAUCAAAGAGCUACCUGAACUACUACAAAGAAAUAGAGAAAUCCUAGAUGAGUCAUUAAGAUUGUUGGAUGAAGAAGAAGCAACUGACAAUGAUUUAAGAGCAAAAUUCAAAGAACGCUGGCAAAGGACACCAUCCAGUGAACUCUACAAGCCUUUAAGAGCAGAGGGAACCAAUUUCAGAACAGUUUUGGAUAAGGCUGUGCAAGCAGAUGGACAAGUGAAAGAACGUUAUCAGUCUCACCGUGACACGAUUGCACUUCUGUGUAAGCCAGAGCCUGAGCUGAAUGCUGCCAUCCCCUCUGCUAACCCAGCAAAGACCAUGCAGGGCAGUGAGGUUGUAAAUGUCUUAAAAUCCUUAUUGACAAAUCUUGAUGAAGUAAAGAAGGAAAGAGAGGGGCUGGAGAAUGACCUGAAAUCUGUGAAUUUUGACAUGACAAGCAAAUUUUUGACUGCUCUGGCUCAAGAUGGUGUGAUAAAUGAAGAAGCUCUUUCUGUUACUGAACUGGAUCGAAUCUAUGGAGGUCUUACAGCCAAAGUCCAAGAAUCUCUAAAGAAACAGGAAGAACUUCUUAAAAAUAUUCAGGUCUCACACCAGGAAUUUUCGAAAAUGAAACAAUCUAACAAUGAAGCUAACUUACGAGAAGAAGUUUUGAAGAAUUUAGCUACUGCAUAUGACAACUUUGUUGAACUUGUAGCUAAUUUAAAGGAGGGCACAAAGUUUUACAAUGAGCUGACUGAGAUCCUAGUCAGGUUCCAGAACAAAUGCAGUGAUAUAGUGUUUGCACGGAAGACAGAAAGAGACGAACUCUUAAAGGACUUGCAACAAAGCAUUGCCAGAGAACCUAGUGCUCCUUCAAUUCCUACACCUGCAUAUCAGUCAUCUCCAGCAGGGGGACAUGCGCCAGCUCCUCCAACUCCAGCGCCCAGAACCAUGCCGCCGAGUAAGCCCCAGCCUCCAGCCCGGCCUCCACCUCCUGUGCUUCCAGCAAAUCGAGCUCCUUCUGCUUCUGCUCCAGCUCCAGUGGGGACUGGGAGCGCUGCAGCAGCUCCAUCACAAACUCCUGGUUCAGCUCCGCCUCCACAGGCCCAGGGACCCCCAUAUCCUACCUAUCCAGGAUAUGCCGGGUAUUGCCAAAUGCCCAUGCCCAUGGGCUAUAAUCCUUACGCAUACGGCCAGUAUAAUAUGCCAUAUCCGCCAGUGUAUCACCAGAGCCCUGGACAGGCUCCAUACCCGGGACCCCAGCAGCCUUCAUACCCCUUCCCUCAGCCCCCACAGCAGUCUUACUAUCCACAGCAGUAAUAUGUCACCUCAGAAGCUCAGCUGGUUCAGUUCAAAGGGGAAGAAAUACCAAUCCUGCAAUAAGUGUACUAAACUCUAUGCUCUGGUUAAUAUAAUGUCCUCUCCUGUACUGAAUGCAGUGUAUAAUUUCUGUCUGUGGCUAAAAGCUGUGCCUCAGUUCCACAUUUGAUUGCACAUGUGAGAUUUGCUGCUGUUGCAGUAUAAACACUAGGUAUAAUAGGAUUUGAAAUAAAUUACAUUACACUUCAUAAAAGUUGAAAAUGAGAAACCCACAAGUGAAAUGUUUGAAAUUAUUAUACUUAUGUCUACACAAGAUGUGAUUGGGACAUCAGAUACUUUAAUGAUGGUGUAAGUACUGAUAUUCAAGAAAACUAAGUUUUCUUUCUCUUUUGGUUUAUUGAUUUGGUUUAAUUUCCAUUAUGCUAUUUUGCAUAAUCAAAGCAUUGUAAAUCUUAUAAUUUAAAAAUAAAUUACUUAAGAACA